This is a messenger RNA of Passer domesticus (house sparrow), 6451 nucleotides long. It is a transcript of the gene BTBD3, whose product is annotated as BTB domain containing 3. The record is from RefSeq and is a predicted model, not a curated record. Gene Ontology annotation, biological process: neurogenesis; cerebral cortex development; dendrite morphogenesis. Gene Ontology annotation, cellular component: cytosol. The transcript has 4 exons. Gene Ontology annotation, molecular function: protein binding. The coding region runs from base 1593 to 3158 and encodes 521 amino acids. NCBI's taxonomy places the organism in Eukaryota, Metazoa, Chordata, Aves, Passeriformes, Passeridae.
UUCAAGCAGUUGGGAUGGAGACUGAAUAAACAGCCUGAGUAAUAUUUCUGUUUGAGUCAGUGGCAGAUUUGUCAAGGGCUUCAACGAGGUUUCUUCACCAACCUUUUAUCACUUUAAUUUCCCUGCUGUACUCUUGUCCAGCUAAACUAAUUAAGGCAAAAUGUGGCUAAAUUAGCUUGAAAGCAGAGGGGUUUUUCUUUAAAACUGAAAGUAAUUAUGAAAUCAUAUUUUAACUAUCUGCUCCCUGGUAUUUUAAGGUGCGAUAUAUUGACACCUCAUACCAAGUAUUUUUUAUUUCCCUGCUUUUGUUUUUAAGUGGCUAUGCAUACUUGGUGGUUUUUCUAUACACUUGACCUGCUAUCAAAGAAAUCUGACCAAAAUUUAAGUUCUGGAUAAACUAAUGACUAAAAAUUAGACUUAUUUCCUAUUUAAAUGGUUUGGUUGGCAUAGCUUAUAUCUUGUUUAUUUCAGAAAGUAUUUGUGAAUAAAAUCAGACUUUUUGCAUCUCAAGGAGCGAUUUUUGCCUGAGACUCUCUAAAUCAUUCAGACCCUUUCAUUUAAUGCUUUGAAAUAUUGAUUAAAUAUAUUCACUCUGGUUUGCUUUAAUCUGAUUACACAUCUAGAAGUUUUCUUCUGAUGUGGUGCAGCCAUGUCUGGUGUAAGCUGGCUUAAUUAGCACUGCUCAGUGAUUUGGGACCCCUGUCAAAGGCUGUUAUGUUAUCUGGAAACAGAAGGAGUUAAAGCUGAAGCUGUGACCUCAUCCCUGUUCGUGUUACACUGGAGUAGAAGCUGCGCUGAAAGGGAUUGUUUGGCUGCAUGGCUGUCUGUGCUGAUGCUUGAUUGCUUUAAUUCGGUUCCGAUAUCUGUCGCACACUCGCUGAACAGCUCUUCCAGGAGGGAUUUGUGGGAAUGCUACAGGCGAAGCAAGCUGUGCUAAUAUCGCCUGCCCGUGGAAACAGCUCCCACGGCAAUAGACUCAGAUAGAUCUAUCUACCUGAUUUCAACUUCUUAUUGCUUCGCCUGUGAAAAUUGAAGCGGCAGCGAGGAGAGCUCACGCACAAACACUCGCGCACUCCCGGGCAGCCGCGUGUGCCAUUGAUCCCAUCCCAUCCCAUCCCCGCCGCCGGCUGCGUGGGAGCUGCGGGAGCGCCGCUGUGGCUUUAACGUGGGAGCGGCGCAGGCUACAAUAGGUGUCACUGUGUGCCUGCAGCCAUUGGCUCCGCGCUGCCGGCUCCGGCCGCACGGCUGCCGGUCCCGCUCCGCUCCCAGCCCUUCCCGCACAACUUGGGCUCGCCGGCAGCCUGGCACCGCCGCCGUGCGCUCCUCCUGCCCUCUGCCCCGGCUGUAGCGCUGCCAGGCGGCUCCCGAUCGGGAAAGCUGGAAGGAAAGAAGGCUGGCAGGAAUGAUGGGGAUGUAUUUAACGGUUCAAGUACUGGAUCAAACUUAGUUUCUUACUCUGGGUGCUGGAAAGGUCACCUUGCUGGAAGAGAAGCAGGCUCUCAGCUCUGCUGCUUUCGGUGUUACAGCUUGCACAUACGUUCCUAAAUGUUCCUAGCUAGUUAGGCUGUCGGUCUUCACACACGGGUAUACUGAUGGUAGAUGAGAAAGGAAAGAACAUGAAAUGUCUCACCUUCUUCUUGAUGCUUCCAGAGACGGUCAAGAACAGGUCUAAGAAGAGCUCUAAGAAAGGAAAUAGCAGCAGCAGUAGCAACAGCAAAUUGCCUCCAGUUUGCUAUGAAAUCAUUACCUUGAAGACCAAAAAGAAGAAGAAGAUGGCUGCUGAUAUUUUUCCCCGAAAGAAACCAGCUAAUACUAAUACAACUGCUGUCCAGCAGUACCAUCAGCAAAAUCUCAAUAACAACAACACUAUUCCUGCACCUAAUUGGCAAGGACUUUAUCCAACCAUCAGAGAGAGAAAUGCAGUGAUGUUCAACAAUGACUUGAUGGCAGAUGUUCAUUUUGUGGUCGGGCCACCAGGUGGGACCCAGCGGCUGCCAGGACACAAAUAUGUCCUGGCUGUUGGGAGCUCUGUAUUCCAUGCAAUGUUUUACGGAGAGCUUGCUGAGGACAAAGAUGAAAUCCGUAUACCAGAUGUUGAGCCUGCUGCUUUUCUUGCAAUGCUGAAGUACAUCUAUUGUGAUGAGAUCGAUUUGGCCGCAGACACUGUCCUGGCCACUCUUUAUGCUGCCAAGAAGUACAUUGUCCCUCACCUGGCCCGUGCCUGCGUUAACUUUCUCGAGACAAGUCUGAGUGCAAAGAAUGCCUGUGUGCUGCUCUCCCAGAGCUGCUUAUUCGAGGAACCUGACCUGACCCAGCGCUGCUGGGAAGUGAUUGAUGCCCAAGCUGAGCUCGCUUUGAAGUCUGAGGGCUUCUGCGACAUUGAUUUUCAGACACUUGAAAGCAUUCUCCGAAGGGAGACUCUGAAUGCCAAAGAAAUUGUUGUUUUCGAGGCAGCUCUGAACUGGGCUGAAGUGGAGUGCCAGCGCCAAGAGCUGACGGCCACCAUAGAGAACAAGCGCAAGGUGCUGGGCAAGGCUCUCUACCUGAUCCGCAUCCCCACCAUGGCCCUCGACGACUUCGCCAACGGCGCUGCUCAGUCCGGCAUCCUGACUCUCAACGAAACCAACGACAUCUUCCUCUGGUACACGGCUGCCAAGAAGCCGGAGCUGCAGUUUGUCAGCAAGCCCCGCAAAGGCCUGGUCCCUCAGCGCUGCCACCGCUUCCAGUCCUGCGCUUACCGCAGCAACCAGUGGCGCUACCGGGGCCGCUGUGACAGCAUCCAGUUUGCUGUUGAUAAGAGAGUGUUCAUUGCUGGCUUUGGGCUCUACGGCUCCAGCUGCGGGUCGGCAGAGUACAGUGCUAAGAUUGAACUGAAGCGACAAGGGGUUAUCCUGGGCCAGAACUUGAGUAAAUACUUCUCGGAUGGUUCUAGUAACACUUUUCCCGUGUGGUUUGAGUAUCCGGUGCAGAUUGAGCCUGACACCUUUUACACAGCAAGCGUGAUUCUGGAUGGUAACGAACUCAGCUAUUUUGGACAAGAAGGAAUGACAGAAGUUCAGUGUGGGAAGGUGACUGUUCAGUUCCAGUGCUCCUCGGACAGUACAAAUGGCACAGGGGUACAGGGAGGACAAAUUCCUGAACUCAUAUUUUACGCUUGAAUGGGAGUGUAUGGAUACAAAGCAUUUUGCUAUGAAGAACCUGUCUGGUUCAGGCCUACUGAUUCUUAGCUUUUUAUCUGCAGAUAUGUGAUCAGUACAGGGAAUAUGUAACUAAAUGCUGUGGGCAAGUUCCUGGCUUGCUGUACUUGUAGCAUCAUUGGUGAUUAAGUGUAAUAUUUAAACUGGAAGCUCUUAGAAACAAGCAAGUUUUAAAGGCUUUGUAAGGGGGGUGCCUGUUUGCUGGUGAUGCUGACCCUUUCUUUGAUGCACCAGUGAGGACAUCCCCCUCUUGUAUCUCACUAAACACUGUCUUCAUUGACCCAUUUUUCUUUCUCCAUUUUCUGCUUUCUGCUUGUAUUGGGGAGGUAGGGAUAGAAAACGAAGAGUCUUGUUUUACAGCUCUCUCUGCUGUCUGCUCUGCAGACUUUAGAGAUUCCAGUAUACCAAGCUGUUUUUGACCACGGGGGCUGGAAAAAGUCCUUCAGUUAAAAGCAGAAAAAGCACAAGUUCAAACCUUCAUCCUGUGAGAUUCUCCUGUAGCCAACUCUUUGGGAUGGCUCCAGGGGAAGAUGGGAAGAAGGAUGCAUCUUUCAGGAAGCUCCAUACCAGCCAUAUCCCCAGGGCAUGGACAUGUUUUACAGUGAGGAAGGGAUGUGAGCUUGUCAAGUUACCCUUGGAGUUCAUUUUCUAGGAAUCCCACCUUGCAGGCAAGGAAGUACUUGCAUGUGUUCAAAUUGUGUAUGCAGCUCUUGAAACUCUACUCCCAUCAACUCCAUGCUACACUGGAGUUGAUCUGCUCUUUAAAUGGCAUUUCUUUGAACCCUUGCUAAAUAAACGGGAAUUUAUAUAAUUCAUCUGGUGCAGGAUAAUUUUUUGUUUGUUUGGGGUGGGUUUUUUCUUCUUCCUAAAUAUGGUAGAGGCAGAUUUUAGGGGAACGAAAGAAUGUAUCAAUCUUGACUUGGAUUUUUUUUUUCUGUAAUACAAGAUUUUUUUUUUCUUUUUAUUACCAGUUGAAAUUCAGACAAUGACAGAAGAUUCCCAACUGUGGUCAUGUUACACUUACUGUAUACCAUCCAAUAGCAGUGAGGGGGAGGAAGUCUCCCCUAAUGGGUUACUGUUGGAGCUCUUGCAAUUGCUUAUGGCUACACAUCAGUCAGAGGAUUAUGGGGUCUGGAACCUUUUCCUUGCCUGAGCUUUUCCCCCCAGGAAGUUACAUGUCCGUAUAAUUUUUGAUGAUGUAAUAGGAAGUUUUACAUGUCUGUCUCAUUUUUGGAAAAAUAUGAGGGAUACUCCUUGUAUCAGGGGAGGAAACCAGUAUAGAUAAGAACUACAGGUACUAUCGAAACAUGAGAAAAUCCUUCAGUAUCCUGAUUCACCUCUGAAAUGGAUUCUGUUUGUAGCGUACCUUUUAACAAAAUGAGAAGACCAAAUGAUUCUUUAGACCUGCUGAAGAUUAAUGUUACAGUAUAUCAACACAUUAAUGUAGCUUAACCCUAAAUUCACUUGUCAGUUCUGUAAUAAAAAUGUUUUUCUCAUAUUAUUUUACCAGUUUAGUACUGUUACUCUAAGUGUUGCUUGAUGGUUGGAAUCCUGGCCCCCGGCCAUCAGAAAGUGCCAAAAUACAUCUUUGCAGUGUCCAAAAUACCAUCUGAAGUAAGGAAAAGUGGAAUGUAGUCAAAGCCCAGAUCUUCCCUCUAGGUAAUAAAAGGAGAGCCAGGUAAAAAAGUACUCCACAGGAUUUAUGCCUUUCAUCCAUCUUAGCGUUUACUGUUUUGUAUACAUACAUACAUGUGUGUAUAAGCAGCACUCUUUCUGAAAUGUAAAUACCCUCAAAAUACAUAGAAAAAUUUUUUUUUUUUUUUUUUUUUGUGGUUUUUUUUUUUUUUUUUUUUUUUUUGGUAACAGAUGUACAUAAUCCAGACUGUUUGUGAAAUCUAAACAGAAUGCUCCAUGGAAAACUCCCAGGGAGAGAUUUAUAAAAACCUCCCGUUACUUAUAUUUAGAUCUACAACUGAAAAUAGACAAGAGUAUAAAUGGUGUGGAGUGGAGAAAGAGUUGCUGAAGAGAUCGUAGAAAGGAAUCUGAGAUUGUGAUGAGGUAACGGUCAUCUACUUUUAGACACCAUCUGAGCAGCAGUUCCAUUUAUUUAGCUACAUUUCAAAGCAGAGAAAGAUGCUAAUCAGCUGAUUAAAUUUUUGUACAGCAAGUGGCUGAUGCAGAUGUAAUUACUCCGAGUGAUGAGCAGAUUGACAGGUUCUGGUAGCGAGCUGCAUUCUGAUUUAUUUGGUAAAAAAACCCAUGUGCCACAGCUGGUGGGACAAGUCACAGAGUACUGCAUUGGUUUAACAAGUCUUGGGUUCUCACUUUGAAUUUAUUAUUUGUUUUGACUUACCUGCAAAUAAAGGUGACAUAUCUGCUACAUUCGCUGUCUGGAAGAGAAGUUCAGAGGUCAGAACACUCUGCAGCUGCAAUGUGUAGAAAAUGAGCUGUUAUUUAAUUAUUGUUCUUAUUGGAUUCUUUCAUGAAGUCUUUUUGACGAAGUAGGAUGAAAGCAACCUUUAGCUUAAUUCCUCUGAGUCCAUUCCAGGUUUUGAGAGCUGGUGCAGGGAAGGGUUUCAAGUGUGGGUGAUCAAACAAAGGCACCCAAAACUCCUUUUGAAGCUCACAGCAUAACUUGCUUCUGAGCACUUUGUGACACUAACAAGUACUGGGAUGUAAGAAGGUGGCCAGUGCCACUCACCUUGGGACAUCAGGGCACUUCAGUAGGUGUCUGAAUGUGGAUUUGGUUGGUUUAGCAGAAGCACCCAAGCUUGAGUGCAUUGAUUGACAUCUUGCAAGCAUCAGCCAUAUCAGCCUGGCAUGUAAACAUAAUGUCGAUAGAGAUCACCUCACAGAUUUUGUCUAAACUGUUCCCUGCUACUUGUAUCUUUGAUUUGCUGGUGAGAGGAAUCUGUGAUAAGAGAGUAUAGUGUAAUAUACUUUCUGCAUAUCUAAAAUAGUAUUUAAGUAAAGACUUUAAUUUCUACACACUUAUUGCACUGAACUGUUUUGGGUUUUGUUUUUUUGUUGUGAUAAACUCGGCUCACUUCAGGUCCCAGCACCCAUUUGUGCUGAAGCAGUGUUUGACUUAGCAGGCUUACAGCAUUAUUUAUAAAGGACAGAUAUAUAUAAAUAUAUAAAGUACCUCAUGUUGAAUGUUAUUGUACUGUAUCUUUAAUGUCACAGUGCAGAUCUUGUUGGACUCAUGAAUGUGUAUAAUCACGUUAAACAUAAGAAUAAAAAUGAUUCUUAAA